Paramuricea clavata is the source of this 1008-nucleotide messenger RNA. The record is from the annotation of a GenBank genome assembly. Lineage: Eukaryota; Metazoa; Cnidaria; Anthozoa; Malacalcyonacea; Plexauridae.
AUGUACGAUUACUUCGCCCAAAACUUUGGUUCUAGCGAAUCAGUGCCUGACAAUUCGCUACAAAAUAAAUAUAAGGACUUUGAAAUCAAGGAUUUGAAAAAAGCUCUGAAAACCCUUAAAUCAACGAAUGGUGAACUAGACGAAAUUAAAUAUGUGUCGCAUAUAUUGCGUGAUAAGCUUCGCUCAAACAACAACAAUGAGUCAAGUCUAGACAGCAGCCAGUCACUUAACCAUGACAAAUAUAUCGGGAAAAAUUUCUGCGGUUACGUCAAGAAUAUUCUAAGGAAGAAAGACACUAUAUUACCAUCUUUCAACAUGACGCAAUGCCUAUCCCACUUCACUAAGACCUUUGCUGGAAUUCAUCCAAACAAAUUGUUCAAUAUUCCUAGCUGGAUUCCUGCGUUGUCUGACCCCGAAGUUCAAUUUGACCUUGACCCCCCAUCGUAUCAACAAGUCACGAAUAUAAUACGCAGAACGAAGGCAUCUGGCUCUCCAUGUCCCCUUGAUCAGCUAUUUAUUAUAUGUUUUAAACGCUGUCCUUUCCUAAGAACAUAUUUAACUGACCUUAUUCGUGCCGUGUGGCUAUCUGGAACCAUCCCUUCAGAAUGGAAGAAAGCUUGCACAAUACUAAUCCAUAAAAAAGGCGAUACUAAUACCCCGUCCAAUUUCCGACCUAUCACACUGGAGACCAUACCAUUAAAAGUAUUCACUUCCUGCCUACGUAACGCUAUGUAUUCAUUCCUAACCGUUAAUAACUUUAUUGAACAUAAUAUUCAAAAAGGAUUCACAUCUAACAUGUCUGGCACCUUAGAACAUACUGCACAAAUGGCCAAUAUAAUCAAUAAAGCCCGAAUCAAACAACGCUCACUAGUCAUCACCCUACUUGACCUCAAGAAUGCUUUUGGUGAAGUUCAUCAUUAUCUGAUCACAUCCGUACUUGAUUACCACCAUAUCCCUGAACAUGUUAAAUUGAUAAUUAAAAGUCUAUAUACCGAUUUUAAAACUUGA